AUGAAUGGUAUUAAUCAAGGUUUGAACACUCACAGAGCUAUAUAUCCUUUGAGAAGAGUCGAAGUGAAAACCUUUACCAUACCCACAGGAACUCAAUCUAAAAUCACGGAUCAUCUGUUUCAAGGCCAGAUGCCUAAACACAUCAUUUUAGGCUUUGUGGACAAUGCGGCUUUUAACGGAGAUAAAACUAAAAAUCCGUUUCAUUUCCAAAACGUGGGAAUUAAGAAAUUAGAUGUCAGUAUCAACGGAGAGACCAUGAGUACUCGUUGUUUCGAACCUAAUUUCAAUGAAGAUUUAUAUCUGAGAUCUUAUCUGAGUUUAUAUCAAGCACUGGGAAAAUUAGGAGAAGAUUGGGCCCCGGACAUCACCCUAGAAGAGUAUAAAAACUGGUACACUUUAUGGGGCUGGGAUUUCACGAAAGAUCAAGAAGCGCAAUCGGAUAAAUUCCAUAUCACAGAAACCGGAAAUCUGAGAGUAGAAGUCCAAUUUACGAACAAUACGGUGAACACCUUAAAUUGUGUGGUAUAUGCAGAAUUCGAUAAUCUGUUAGAAAUUAACAAACAGAGAGAAGUCAGUAUUGAUUAUUAA
This is a messenger RNA of Saccostrea echinata, 588 nucleotides long. RefSeq lists its product as uncharacterized. Lineage: Eukaryota; Metazoa; Mollusca; Bivalvia; Ostreida; Ostreidae. Bases 1 to 588 code for a protein of 195 amino acids. The record is from RefSeq and is a predicted model, not a curated record. The transcript has a single exon.